AUGCCCUUACCUCGCGCAAUAGCGCCUCCGAUAGUCGACAGCUCACAACCCCCCAGUACAGGAACCAAUUGUACAGCUUACGGUUGCCACACGCAUCAAGCCAAGUCAAGCGACAUAUUGUUCCGCUACCUACCAGUAGUGCUGCGUGAGAAAAGCAGUUCGAUUCGUACUCAUGCAUUUCUCGACGACGGCUCCGAUUUGACGUUGCUCGACGAAGAGUUAGCCGAUGAAUUAGGCGCAGUUAAAUCACUGUGUCUGCAUUGGACCGGUGGUGCGCAGCGCCAAGAAGUUAAGUCAAGAGUUAUCGAGUUGGAGAUAGCCGGCGUACAACAAGGAUCCAAGAGUUUCACCAUCAGUGGCGUGCGUACAGUAAAUGAGCUUCUACUUCCGUAUCAGACGAUGAGCAUUGAGGAGUUAUCAUCGUUGUACCCACACCUGAAAGGACUUCCGGUCGAUUCAUACUUCAACGUUCGACCACGGAUUCUAAUCGGGCUAAAGAACCAACAUCUCAGCCUUGCCCUCAAAUGCCGCGAAGGCAAGCCCAACGACCCUAUUGCUAUUAAGACGCGGCUAGGCUGGACGGUGUGUGGAGGAGGCAUUUCAGAAGCUGCAACCAGCCCAGUGCACUCCGUCUACCACAUAGGUUCCUGUGAGGAAUAUCACAAAGCAGAUGGGGAUCUACAUCAGGUUGUCAAAGAAUACUUUGCUAUCGAUAGCCUAGGAAUCAUGAAAACAAAUGAUGCCAUCCUCUCCGUCGACGAUCAACGAGCGCGAUCUCUUCUCCAAUCGCAAACCAAGUUUACAGGCGAACGCUACGAAACCGGGUUACUUUGGCGUUUCGAUACAAUUAGGCUGCCGGAUAGCAAAGCAAUGGCUCUGCGGCGGUUUCUGUGUCUCGAGAAACGCAUGCAGAAAGAUGAAAUGCUCGCUCAAACUUUGAGGGAGAAAAUGGCCGACUAUCUGAACAAAGGCUACAUACGGAAGCUAUCCGAUGAAGAGUUACGUCAAUCAUUUCCACGUGUUUGGUAUCUUCCAGUAUUCCCAGUGUCAAACCCAAAUAAGCCAGCAAAAGUGAGAAUCGUGUGGGACGCAGCUGCCAAAGCAUUCGGAACAUCGUUGAAUUCUGUCCUGCUGAAAGGUCCAGACCAUCUAUCUUCCUUGUUUUCUAUAUUGAUCCGUUUCCGUGAGCAUCACAUAGCCCUAACAGGUGACAUACGUGAAAUGUUUCACCAAGUGUUGAUUCGCAGUGAAGACCAACAAUGUCAGCGGUUCUACUGGAGAGACGAGAGCGGAACGAUAGCAAUAUACGUCAUGUGCGUCAUGACAUUCGGUGCUUGCUGCUCCCCUAGUAGCGCCCAUUAUGUAAUGACCUCGAAUGCAAAACGCUUUACCCAGGAAUAUCCUGCAGCCGUAGAGGUUAUUGAGAAGCAACACUACGUAGAUGAUAUGUUGGUGAGUGUGGAAACAGAAGAGCAAGCAAUCAAUCUCGCCCAGGACGUCAAGUUUGUGCACUCGCAGGGUGGGUUCGAAAUCCGUAACUGGACCAGCAAUUCGCAACGUGUCCUAAAAACUCUACGUGGAAGUAACGUCGAGGAAAAGAACCUAAACCUUUGUUUAGAAAUGGAGACUGAAAAGGUUUUGGGAAUGUGGUGGAGUACAGCUGAUGAUGCAUUCACCUUUAAAAUCAACUGGAACCGCUACGAUCGAGACCUGUGGCGAGGAAGCAUCCACCCUACAAAACGAGAGGUUCGCCGGGUCCUAAUGACGAUCUUCGACCCGCUUGGACUCAUCGCGCCGCUCCUUAUGUUCUUGAAGAUUUUGCUGCAGGAAAUCUGGCGUAGUGGUAUUCAGUGGGACGAAAAGAUCGACAACAAUACCUUUGCUAAGUGGCGAAGCUGGUUGCAAAUCUUGCCUCAGGUUGAACAGGUACAAAUACCUCGGUGCUUUCUCUCUCUAUCUGAAUACGGGUAUAAUAAUGCACAAUUGCACACAUUCGUUGAUUCGAGCGAAAACGGUAUGGCUGCAGCGUGCUACCUACGCAUCAUACAUAAUGAAUCAAUUCAAUGUUGUUUGAUCGCCGCCAAAACAAGAGUCGCUCCCUUAAAAUAUCUAUCGAUUCCUCGGCUCGAGCUCAUGGCUGCAGUUAUUGGUACAAGACUUUCCCAGGCGGUCCUGUCUUUCACUGUAACCAAGCGGAUCUAUCAUACAGAUUCCAGAGAUGUAAUUUGCUGGAUAAACUCGGAUCAUCGGCGGUAUACUCCAUUUGUCGCCUGCCGAGUCAGCGAGAUUCUGGAAACAACAAAUCAAAACCAAUGGCGUUGGGUUCCGACAAAGAUGAACGUCGCUGACGACGGCACGAAAUGGGAGAAGCUCCCAGACAUGACCCCUGAAUCCAGAUGGUUCAACGGUCCGGACUUUCUACGGAAACGAGAAGAAACUUGGCCGUGUCAACUUGCAAAAGGUAGCACGACAGAUACCGAACUGCGACCCUGUGUGCUAACCCACUUUACCGUGUCAGAUCCAGUAAUCAACGUCUCCAGCUGGAAACGAAUGACCAAAAUAGCUGCAUUUAUUUAUCGCUUCGCAACAAACUGUCGCCGGAAGAUUGACAAAAUCCCAAUCCGUUGCGGACCAUUGUCCACGGACGAAACGCAGGCUGCUGAACGCUACUUGAUAUGCCAAGCCCAACGAGAGGCUUACCCGGACGAGAUAGCUGCAUUACAUAAAGCGGCAAACAUUCCCAAGAAUAGUUCACUGUUUAAGCUGAUCCCAUGGAUAGACAACCAAGGAUUGAUGAGGAUGCGCGGAAGAAUUAGUGCCUGUGCUUCGGCCAUCGAAGAGGCCAAGAACCCGAUAAUCCUACCACGUGACCACCACACCACCAAACUUAUUAUUGCCCACUAUCAUAAUAAAUAUAACCACCAAAAUCACGAGACCGCUAUCAAUGAAUUACGACAAAGAUAUUCCAUACCUCGACUACGAGCGACCUAUGCAAAGGUACGUCAUGACUGUCAACAGUGCAAGAAUCUCCGUGCUGCUCCACAGCCACCUAUAAUGGCCGAUCUUCCUCCAGAGCGACUCGACGCCUUCACUCGACCAUUCACCCAUAUUGGUGUUGAUUAUUUCGGACCGAUGGAAGUCGUUGUAGGCCGCCGAGUAGAGAAACGUUGGGGAAUGCUGGUGACAUGUUUGACUACUCGUGCAAUCCACAUAGAAGUGGUACACACAUUAAGUACCGACUCAUGCAUCGUGAGUCUUCGAAGCUGUGUGGCACGCCGAGGUACGCCUAAAACGAUUUAUAGUGACCGAGGAACCUGUUUCAUCGGUGCGAGUCGCGAGAUGAGAGAAACAGCGGCGGUAUUGAACCAUGAAAAAUUGAUGAAGGAGUUCAGCGAGACAACCUGGAAGUUCAUCCCUCCAGUUUCCCCACAUAUGGGCGGUAGCUGGGAGCGCCUGGUCGGUAUAGUUAAGCGAAAUCUUCUGGCAAUCCGCCCUCCACACAAACCGAACGAUGAGGUGCUACGCAGUCUGUUGACCGAGGUUGAGCAUACCGUCAACUCUCGACCACUGACACACGUUCCGGUCGACGACGAAUCCGCUCCCGCUCUCACCCCGAAUCACUUCCUUUUGGGGUCAUCAGACGGUACUAAGCCAAUUUGCGACCUCGACGACAGUGUGGCUGCACUACGAAGAACCUGGCGAAUGUCUCAGCAGCUGGCCAACAAGUUUUGGAAACGCUGGCUCACCGACUACUUGCCAGAGAUCACCCGACGAACACGAUGGUACGAGAACACAAAGCCGAUCACAAUUGGCGACAUAGUGAUCAUCGUCGAUCCGAAAUUUCCCCGUAAUUGCUGGCCCAAGGGUAAGGUCAUCGGAACCAGCGUUAAUCAGAAGGACAACCAGAUCAGCAACCGUACGAACUGCCAAUGGAGUUUUCGAGCGUCCGGUAGCCAAGCUGGCUGUACUGGAUGUACGGCGCGAAGAACUGUAAGCCGACCAGAGGAUCGUCGUACCCGGGGGGAGUGUUGA
Messenger RNA from Armigeres subalbatus, 4032 nucleotides. RefSeq lists its product as uncharacterized. Gene Ontology annotation, molecular function: nucleic acid binding. The transcript has a single exon. The coding region runs from base 1 to 4032 and encodes 1343 amino acids. The record is from RefSeq and is a predicted model, not a curated record. NCBI's taxonomy places the organism in Eukaryota, Metazoa, Arthropoda, Insecta, Diptera, Culicidae. Gene Ontology annotation, biological process: DNA integration.